Stylonychia lemnae is the source of this 2490-nucleotide messenger RNA. Lineage: Eukaryota; Ciliophora; Spirotrichea; Sporadotrichida; Oxytrichidae. The record is from the annotation of a GenBank genome assembly.
AUGAACAUAGAUGAGUUGUUAAUCUUUGAAUAAACUAGAACCUUGAUUCUCUUGACAGCAGUGAAAGUUCGAGCAGCUAUUAUGAACCAAGUCAGCUACAGUAGCAAAUAAAUAACUAGUCUGAGGAAUAGAGUGAUUAGAGUUAAGGAUAGGAAGAUACUUGAAAAGAUAACUCUUAUGUUCUUCGGAUUUAUUCUAUUGAUUAUAUAAAUAAGUUCAGAUGCCUCGUUUCCUCUGUCAAUUGCAGGAUUCCCCUUAGUAAUUAUCCAAAUGAGAAAAAUUAUGAUAAACUAUGUUGAGAUAAGAAAAAUUAAAAAACUGCGAAAUAUCCUUGAUAAUCCGAGAAGCAGAGAGAAUAGAGCAGCCCUCGAUGAAAUCAUAGGAAGGCAUUCUAACUAGCAAUUACAAAUAAAUAUUGAUGUAAGAAUGAUUACAGAAAAAAAGGAAUUCAUAGAAAAUAUUGGUUAUUUGACCUUUCUAAUCUUGAUAUUUUUAUGCUAUGAAAAGGAUUUAAACUUGACUCCUUGUUGUAUCGUAGGGGUAUUCUCCUUUGUUCAAAGAUUUUUAUGGCUUAAAUACCUCAAAUCAGAAUACGACAAUUACUAUAAGAUAUGCAUUUUAAUUUUGAAGGCUUUGAUUAAUAUGGCAAUAUUCAACUUCUUUUUGAGAUUUGAUGAAAAGAUAGACUGGAAGUGGGAGGCUAUUUUUUGGCCACUUUACAUCAUUUGCUCCUUGUCUUUGAUAUUCUCAGUAAGUUCUGCUUUAAUUUGUGCUGGGUCAAUCUUGGCUUCAGUAUUAUCAAUCAUUAAAUUUAUCAAAAUUCUCAAUGUUAAAGAAGGGGAAAAUGAACCUAUGAAAUAUUAACUAGGAUUGUUUCCCAGUGCCUACUUAUUUGGAUUGAUUAUCUUGACCAUCCUGAAUUUUGGUUAUUUAUAGCAAUGGCUUAUUGAUAAUGUAUUCAAGUAAAAGUCUCUAUUAAGUUAAUAAAUCAGAGAUCCUAAUAAUAGAAUUAGGAAUGAAAUUGAGGAGCAGAUCUAGGAAACACCAAGAUAUUUGAUGUUAAUUUCUGGUUCUUAUUUCAAAACUUUGAAAUAGUAUUCAAUAGACAUGUAUAGAUAAAUCAAAAAAAUAACGAAUAAAGGGAGUAAAACGAUUCAAGUUCAACCUGAAUCUCCAAAUUUGUAAUAAAAAAGCCUUGAUCCAAAGAAAAAAUAAAAGCAAACAACUAUCUUUGAAAAAUUUGGGAUUUCUAACUAAGUAAAAAUUAUGUCAAUCAAGCAAACUAAGAUGAAGCUAGAUAAGAAAAAAAUAAAUAAAAAUAAAACUAAAACUGAAAGAUUAAGAUCAACCAAAGAUAUCUUUUUAGAUGAUAAUGUUUGCUUUAGUGAGAUAGAUGAAAUGUAACAAAAUAGACUGAUUCAAUAAUAAAGAUAGUAAAGAGCAAGACCUUACUUAAAUGAUGAAAGAAUAUUAAACUAGGUUAGCUUUGACACUCGAGAUUAAACUCUUGUUACAACUUUAGAUAAGCAUUAGCUUCUUGAUACUAUCAAAUAAACCAUAGACUAUAAACAAUAAUUCAAAAAUAUUAAUAAAAACAAUUUAAACUCAAGAUAGGAUCUCUUUAACACACUUGGUGCCUAGAAGUAGUACCUGGUUAUGGAUAAAAAGUCUAUUUACAUUGAUACAUAUAAAAAAUUCAAAGAUGAUCCUGAUGCUUUUAAGUCUGUUUUUAAAAGAAGAUUGUCUGCAACUGAAUUUACACACCAUCCUCCUAAUAUAAAAGAAUAAAUGAUUAAGGCUAAAUAAGAGCUCAGGAAAAAAUUAUAGGGUUAGAAUUCAGCAACCAAAGAUGGUAAAAACACACAAUCAGGUGUUUGCGAUAAAUAAGAAGAAUUAAAGAAAGAAUGUGUGAUAUGCUUAAGCGGAGUAGCUGAUGCAGUGAUAAUGAAUUGUGGACAUGGUGGGUUGUGCUUUGAUUGUGGCUAGAAACUUACAAUGAGUAAACAAGAAUAGAGAUGCCAUUUAUGCAGAAAAAAAAUUAAGCUUAUUCUCAAAAUAGAUCUAAAUCGAAUCAGUGGACAAUUUGUACCAAUUCUAUACUACUUAGAUCUUCGUGGGAAUUUGCCAGAAAUAAAACAGAUUAAAAGAAAAGACAAUAAAAAACCAGUCAUUGAUCUAGAGAGUGUUCAAUUUACUAUCAAUGAUGAAAUACUCUCAGAUGAUAGCAGAAUACAUAUCCAUUAGUUUUAAUCAUUAGACCUAAGCAAUGCGUUUGAGAACACUUAGGUAAGGAAUCUUUUAAACAGAUCUAAUUCAUUUGAAAUGCAACAAAGAUAUUAUGAUGAGGAAUUACAAAUGCCUAGAGGAGAUGCUAUAGAUGACAUUUAACUAAGGACUAUCGAAAGUAUUGAUGAUCAGCUAAAUAUGACAAAUAUAAAUAUCAUAAAUAAUAUGCAGACUCUUGUUGCAAAUUCGAACACAAAUAGAUGA